AUGGACAUCGUGUAAGUGCAGAUAUUUCGAUAUUCAAUCCUUUCUUUUGAGGCUCACCUUUACUAUUAUUACAAAUCCACUUUACUCAUUCACAAGUAGUGGAAGCACUCACGAGAGUUGCUUCGCAGACAGUUUGCGCGGAUUUAGUAUCAGGAUGUCAAGGUAUUGAGGGUCCUAUCAAUACUCUCCUGGCUGAAUUAUCAUCUUCCACCGGUUGUAUCGAUUUGCAGCCCAGUUUCUUUCGCUUCACACUUGCAACGACAACUUCAUUGAUUUUUGGAGAGCCCUUUGCCGGUCUCGACCCAAAGGCUCAUGAAGAUUUCGCUGAGAAUUUUGAUUAUACAUCGCUUGUGUCUGCCAUGCGACUACGCCUGGCAAACUUUUGUUUCUUAUUAAAUCCUCAAAAAUACAAGAAAGCAUGUACGCAAGUAAAGAAAUAUGCGAAAUACUAUGUGGAACACGCAUUGAGAGACCGAGAGGAGAAUGGAGAAGAAUCAGCAAUCAAACGUCACCCGUUCAUCAUUGAACUAUUCAAUGAACUCCAGAACCGCCAUCUUUUCCGUGAUCGGCUCAUGAAUGUAUUACUCGCUGGCAGAGAUACCACCGGGUGUUUGAUGUCUUGGGCUUUGUGA
Molecule: messenger RNA, 632 nt
Organism: Hymenoscyphus albidus
Lineage: Eukaryota; Fungi; Ascomycota; Leotiomycetes; Helotiales; Helotiaceae
Source: the annotation of a GenBank genome assembly